Triticum turgidum subsp. durum (durum wheat) is the source of this 1596-nucleotide messenger RNA. NCBI's taxonomy places the organism in Eukaryota, Viridiplantae, Streptophyta, Magnoliopsida, Poales, Poaceae. The record is from the annotation of a GenBank genome assembly.
AUGGCGGCGGCGUGCGCGGCGGCGCGGAUGUUCGCCUACAACGCGACCCUCUGCGCGUGCGACCCGGGGUACUACCUCUCGGCCAACGGCACCGGCACCGCCUGCGUCUCCCUCCCCGCCUCGGGCGACGGCAACACCUUCGCCGACUGGCAGGUCGGGGCCGUCGGCGCCGGCUCACGCAACCAGACGCUCUACUUCCUCGCCCCGGUCCUCUCCCUCGACGCCGUCCGCCGCCUCACCCAGUCCCAGGCCGUGCUCCUCUUCACCGCGCUCGUCACCCUCCUCUCCUGGCUCGCCUUCUGCGCCGCCGCCAGGCUCGCCGGCCGCGACCCCUCCGGCAACAAGAAGCUCUUCCGCGCCCGCUUCUGGAUCAGCCGCCUCGACUGCAUCUUCGACACCCAGCACUGGGCGGCUGACCAGCAGGUGCUCAAGAAAAGGAAGACAGAGCUGGGUGGAAUGUGCUCUGUUGCUGCCCUCAUACUCUUCAUUGGAUUGGUCACUGUGCUGCUGUACCAAGCCAUCAAUAGGCGCAACAUCGAGGUGCACCGGGUCAAGCCGGCCAAUGCUCCUGAUCUCUUGGCCUUCGUCAACGACAUCGAGUUCCACAUCACCACCAUCUCGAGCAUGUCCUGUUCUCAGGUGACCCCGCCUUCGACGAUCGCGAUGGGGACGCCCGGGUUCAUGGACUUCAGGGUGUUGCCCCUCUCGACGCUCUUGACCUACAGUUGCCAGAACACGAGCCAGGGGCCGUCUAUCACGCUCAAGUGCAGCGGCUGCAGAAUGCCUCCAAGGGACCACUACGUGUCCUGGCAGUUUGUCGACCUGCCGGCGCGGCCGGCGAUAGCUGUUGGCUUCCAGUUCAACCUGACUACCAAGCAAACCGGGGACAAUGAGCACGUGAGCUUUGUCAGUGGGACCAUAAACUCUGACAACUAUGGCGAUGAGAAGCUUAAGACAUUCAGAGGGACAGACUCCAACGUGCUCAAGAUUCAGCUGUUUCCCCAGAUAUACAACAAACUUAACAACCUGAAGCUCUUGCAGCCACUGCUUCAGGACUUCACUCCAGGGUCCACCUUUUCGGAUGUCCGGAGCUUGAAUGCUUCCCUGCAGAACCCUACAGAUGGAGUAUUAAACACUACGCUCUACAUAAGUUAUCUUUCAGACUACAUCGUGGAGAUUAGUAACGAAAGUGUGCUAGGCCCAGUCAGUAUAAUUGCGAGUAUUGGUGGCCUUUAUGCCUUCAGUAUAGCGAUAUUUCUCUGCCUCAUGGCUCAAUGUGAAGCUAGGAUAAAGAAGCUCCGUAAUGAGGAUACAAGAAUGCUGAAAAUUCUGAGCAAACGGCGAGCUCAACAGAAUUGGGAUAAGGUGAGGAAGUUUGUGAUGUAUACCUGGGGCCCUAGCAACUUGGAUCCAACUGACAGAAGUGGCAAGUGGCCUGAAGCUUCAAUGAUGGAUUCUCUCCAUGAAUCCUUCCACAAGAAAAGAAAACCGACUAGACGAGCUACCUCGAUUGCUACCAGAACGUUGAGAGAUCAUCCUGACGUGGUUCAAUUGACAUCGAAAGAGCUGGGUAGAUGCAGCAUUAGACAACCUUGA